GUGGUGUGGUCUGUGGACAGGGUUGUCUGUCAUUUGUCGAAAGGGAUAAAAGGUGGUUCUGUAUUAUUUAAUUUAGUAGUUCAAUUAAAAAUACACAAAUGUUUCUAUUUUUACUAGCUAUGUACCUAGUUUCUAAAGUGGCCGCGGCAAAGUUGUAACGUAUAUUAUUGCCUGAACAAUUUGUGUAAUUGAUUAUAUAGCUAAGUUUCGUGAUUAAAAUAUUGUUAUAAAUUGAUGAGUUCAUUUGUGAUGAAUAGAGCUAAGAGCAAUAAUUCUAAAAUGGUGAAACAUUCUAAGUCUAUCGCAGAACCAGUUAUGACUUCAGAUGCGUUACGGCUUAUAACAAAUGAGGAAAAACCACCUGAUAUUAAAUAUGACAAAGAAAAUUCGUGGAUCACUGGAGUGCAAAUGUUUGUGUCGCUCUUACUUGCUGGAUUCGGUAUGGUUGGGGCCAGUUUAUUGCUGGACGUUGUACAACAUUGGCCAGUAUUUGAACGAGUCCAAGAAGUGGUAAUUUUAGUACCUGCUCUACUAGGCUUGAAGGGAAAUUUGGAAAUGACAUUAGCAUCACGACUCUCCACUCACGCACAUUUAGGACAUCUUGAUACGAACUUAAGCUCUCUUAUUGUUGGCAACCUCUGUCUUGUGCAAUGCCAAGCUGUCUUAGUUGGUUUUUUAGCUGCAAUGGCAGCUGUGACUAUGGGAUGGAUACCUAAAGGAAUUUUUAAUGUUAAUCAUGCAAUGUUGCUCUGUGCAUCAAGUGUACUUACUGCAUCAUUUGCCAGUUUCGUCCUUGGUUUAAUUAUGAUAGCUGUGAUUGUUGUGUCCAAAAAGAUAAAUAUAAAUCCUGAUAAUGUAGCCACACCUAUAGCAGCUAGUCUUGGAGACUUGACAACAUUGGCACUAUUAUCUUGGAUAGCUUCAUUGUUGUUCCGUUCAAUUGAUACAAGUACUAUAUUGCCAAGUAUUAUUAUUACUGUAGGUGCCAUACUAGUGCCAUUGUGUGGUUAUAUUGCAUGGAAGAAUCCCUUCACACAACAAGCUUUGGACGAGGGAUGGGUGCCAGUUGUUUCAGCCAUGGUAAUAAGUAGUGCUGGGGGAUUAAUUUUAGACUAUACAGUGGUCAAUUAUGAAGGUAUAGCUGUAUUCCAAUUAGUUAUAAAUGGAAUAGGUGGGAACAUGGUUGCACUUCAUGCUUCAAGAUUGUCAACUUUGUUGCAUACAGGCCAAAAGGAAGGUGCUGUAAUGGGGAACACUAGUAAACUGUUAUUGUUAAUGGUGAUCCCUGGACAGUUGAUAUUUAUUUAUACAAUAGGGUAUAUAAAAGCUGGUCAUACAUCCUUGACUCCAAUUUUUACCUUAGUUUAUAUGACUGCUGCCAUAUUGCAGGUGUUUCUACUACUUACAAUUAGUCAUUACAUGGUUAUAUGGAUGUGGAAAUUGGGUUUGGAUCCUGAUAAUUCUGCUAUUCCAUAUUUGACUGCUUUAGGUGACUUACUCGGAACAGCAUUAUUGGGUAUUGCUUUCCACUUACUUUAUGCUAUAGGAGAUAAGGAUAAAGAUGUAGGUGACUGAAUAUUAUUAUUUUCAUUUAAUUUUAAUUGUUUUGUUGUUAAUAGUACUUAAAACUUUUAUUGUAAAAAGUUUAUAUUUAUAUUUUCUAUUCCUGUUAAGCUUAAUAUUUUAUUGUCUUUCUUAAAGUAAUUAAGUACUUAUACAAAAAUUUUAUAAGUUAAGUACAUUGGUGCUAAUAAAAUAUGUGCAUAUCUGUAAGAUUUCAUUAAAAUAUGAAAUAAUAUUCAUUUGAUAAGAUAACAAAGGUGUCAUCUAACGCCAUCAUUGUUGUAAUAAUUAAAACAAAUUGUUUUAACCAUUUUUAUCAGUUUUAACAUGAAAAGUUUGUUAAUUAAAAAUCCCACUUAAUAUUGAUUAAAAAUUGUGUAAACUGUAAAUAUUGAUAAAAUAUUGUUUUAUCUAUAGUAAAAACAACAUAAUAAAAGUUUAUUGUGGUUUAUCAAAGACUGAGAUUUAAAUGUAAAAAGACAAAAUUUAAAAUGAUAAGUAAUGUGAAUAAUCUCUUCUAGGUAAUAAAGUUAUUUACUGCCAAUAUUAUAAUAGCAUUUGUUAUUGAAUCUUAAUUGCUAUUAUCAUUUAAGUUCACUUCACUGUGGUUCAUGUCAUUUAAAAGGUUUUUCCUGUUUAUCACAAAAUUAUUAUUAAUAACUGUGAUUUUAACAGAUCUGUUUUUGUACAUUACAUUGUAUAUCCAUUUUAUAAACAAAUUUAAAUUUUUUCAAUGUUAAAUUAAUCAACUUCAUUAAUUCAAGUCUUAUUUUCUUAUUAAUGCAGUGGACGAAUGUAUUACACUCUUGAGGAAUAGAUAAUAAUACAAUUGAUCUAUUUUACUUUUCUAUGAUAUACAAUUAGAUGGUGGUAUAAUUAUUUUAUUUAUUAUAAUAUACUGUUAAUUCUUAGUUUUAAUUUAAUUAUUAAUAUUGUAUUUGAUGUUAUACAUAUUGCCUGCUAUGCUUCAGUUUCAAGUGAAACAUUUUUUUUGUCAUGUCCUGGUGUGGCACAUUUGUUAUUUAAAAUUAUAUUAACUAAUCAAUUGGUAUUAGUCCUUAUUGCCUUCAAAAUAUGCAGAUUGUUUAUUGAAUUGAGAUAGCUUGUAUUUAAUAUUCAAACAAAUUUAUUUUUUUAUAAUUAUGUUUCAACUUGAUAUAAUAUAAAAUCUUACUAUCUCAAUGAGUUUUCGAAGUGUUAAUUAUAUAUUUUAAUGCAGUGUAAUCUAUAUAAAAUUUUUUGGUAUUGGUACAAAAACUUCAAACAAACUUCCAAAGUUAAGCAAUUGAAAUUAAUUGUAACUAAGUACUUAUAAUAAGUACUUGCAAUAGUUUUAAUAUAAAAUGUAUUUAAAAUUGAAAAUUCAAUUUUCAAAUUAAGAUUAUAAAAAUAAAACAAAUAUAUGAUGA
Messenger RNA from Bicyclus anynana (squinting bush brown), 2972 nucleotides. Its product is annotated as solute carrier family 41 member 1. Gene Ontology annotation, cellular component: plasma membrane. The coding region runs from base 235 to 1575 and encodes 446 amino acids. Gene Ontology annotation, molecular function: monoatomic cation transmembrane transporter activity. The record is from RefSeq and is a predicted model, not a curated record. Lineage: Eukaryota; Metazoa; Arthropoda; Insecta; Lepidoptera; Nymphalidae. The transcript has a single exon. Gene Ontology annotation, biological process: monoatomic cation transport.